Messenger RNA from Grosmannia clavigera kw1407, 627 nucleotides. Its product is annotated as proteasome component. Gene Ontology annotation, molecular function: peptidase activity. Gene Ontology annotation, cellular component: cytosol; proteasome core complex, beta-subunit complex; nucleus. Gene Ontology annotation, biological process: proteasomal protein catabolic process. The record is from RefSeq and is a predicted model, not a curated record. Bases 1 to 627 code for a protein of 208 amino acids. The transcript is spliced from 4 exons. NCBI's taxonomy places the organism in Eukaryota, Fungi, Ascomycota, Sordariomycetes, Ophiostomatales, Ophiostomataceae.
AUGUUUGUCUUGCUCGGCAUCACGGGCAAGGACUUUACCUUGGUCGCCGCCUCCAAGGCGGUCAUGCGAGGCCCGACCAUCAUUGCGGCGCGCGAUAACAAGACUCGCCAGCCCAACAAGCAUACCCUGCUCGCCUUCUCCGGCGAGCCUGGCGACACUGUCCAAUUUGCCGAGUACAUCCAGGCCAACAUCCAGCUCUACACCAUGCGCAACGCGGCCGAGCUGUCCCCCUCUGCCGUCGCGCACUUUGUCCGCGGCGAGCUGGCCUCCAGCCUGCGCUCAAGAAAGCCAUACACCGUCAACCUCCUGCUGGGCGGCGUCGAUCCCAUCACACACAAGCCCAGCCUGUACUGGAUCGACUAUCUUGCUUCGCUUGCCCCCGUGCCCUAUGCCGCUCACGGCUAUGCGCAAUAUUACUGCCUGUCCAUCCUCGACAAGCACCACCACCCCGACAUCACGCUCGACCAGGGCAUCAAGCUCCUCAGCAUGUGCACCGACGAGCUCAAGCGAAGGAUGCCCAUCGAUUUCAAGGGCAUGAUUGUCAAGGUCGUCACAAAGGACGGCGUCAUCGAAAUUGACACCGACGAGGUCAAUGGAAAAGAUGCAAAGCCCGUUGUAAUCCCUUAG